Molecule: messenger RNA, 1124 nt
Organism: Chrysemys picta bellii (western painted turtle)
Lineage: Eukaryota; Metazoa; Chordata; Testudines; Emydidae
Source: RefSeq, a predicted model, not a curated record
AUGCACACGCCAUGGGCGUACAACGAGCUGUUAUGGGACCAACUCCGGGGGGUGAGAGCGCCGAGCUCCGGAGGCGCACAGAGCUCCUCUGCAGGGCUGGGCCCGGGGCGCUCGGACAACGCCUCUCCCCCACCAGAAGUUGAGCCCAUAAAAGGGGACACCUCGGUCCUCGCCGGCCUGUACGGCCCAGCGGAGGUGAAAGUCAGCAAGGAGCUGUACGACAAGGCCACUGUGGAAGUGCUGCUCAAACCCAAAGUGGGGCUCCCGGGUGUCUUCGAGAAGAACCGGGAGCAGCUGAUCAGGAAGACGUGUGAGGCGGUUAUCCUGGGCGCCCUGCACCCCCGAACCUCCAUCUCCAUCGUGCUGCAGGUGAUCAGCGACGCGGGCGCCGUAUCCUUCACCGGCAGCCCAGCCGGGGGCGCUCUCCAGCGGGGACCCCCCUGCUCCUCUGGCCUGAGCCCGACGGAACUACUGCCUGUCGCCUCUAGGGGCAGCAGCGCUGUGGCAGUGGCUGUCCUGGGUAUUGGUCUCCCAUCGGGCACUGGGCUGGGGCUGCCUGCUCGACUGAACCCGCCGGGGGGAUGGCAGCCUGGGGUCCCGUCCCCCCCAGCCCUGCUGGUGCCCUCACUCCCGACCCGCACGCCCCUGCCACGCCCACGCCCCUCGCCCCCCCCACGCCCUCGCCGGUGGGAUCCUGGCCUGCGAGGGUCCCGGGGUGAGCGGGGAAGGCCCCAGCAUGGUCUAUCCCCCCGCAGCGGCGUGGCCAGGCAGUUCACUGUCCCCCUUCCCUGGCAGGAGGCUCGGGCCGUGCUGACCUUCGCCAUCAGCAGCGUGGAGCAGCAGGUGCUCAUGUCCACCAGCAAGGGGACCUGCUCGGUGGAGGAGCUGCAGCGGUGUAUCGCGGCCGCCCAGCGGGCCAGCGGCGCCAUCUUCCAGUUCUACCGGGACUCCGUCCGCAGGAAAUACUCCAAGGCGUGAGGCCCCGGAUCCGUGAAACCGCUCCCGGCUCCUGCCCGGCCGCGCAGGCUGCGUCCGGAUCACCCCAAACCCGGCGUUUGCCGCCAUGAACUCUGUGCCGCGGUGCCCAUUAAAAAGGGGGUGUCCCCCCCCCGUGUGUCCAGCCA